Messenger RNA from Eruca vesicaria subsp. sativa (arugula), 422 nucleotides. The record is from the annotation of a GenBank genome assembly. Lineage: Eukaryota; Viridiplantae; Streptophyta; Magnoliopsida; Brassicales; Brassicaceae.
CAACAAACAAGCAAAUCCAAUAACUUGAAUCUUUUCAUACAUCUUCGGAAGUUUCAUAGGAAUUCAAACUUUCAGUCCCAAAAAAAACAGUAAUGGCUUUCGUGAGAAGUAUAUUUGGUGCAAAGAAGAUUCUUGGCCGCUCCACAACAGCAGCAACAAGCAAAAGGUUACCCUCAGCGGCACCAAAGGGGUUUCUUGCUGUGUACGUAGGAGAGGCUCAGAAGAAGAGAUUUGUAGUGCCAGUCUCUUACUUGAGCCAGCCUUCAUUUCAAGCUCUUCUAAGUAAAGCCGAGGAAGAGUUUGGGUUUGAUCAUCCAAUGGGUGGCUUAACGAUCCCUUGUCCUGAAGAUGCAUUCAUAGCUGUGACGUCUCGGCUCCAAUGAAUUUUUUUUUAAACUUAGAGAUAGACUUGUUCCUUGUAA